CCACCCCCAAUAGGCAAUUUCCCAAUUGCUGCUUUUAGCUCAUUUUUAUGUGCUGCAGCUCAGAUUUGUGUGUCUUGCUUUCUCUCUCUAGGGUUGGCUUUUCUCUCUCUCUCUCUCUUCUGCAGGUGUUGAAGAAAUGGUGAGGCAAAAGAUUCAGAUCAAGAAGAUAGAUAACUUGACAGCGAGGCAAGUGACCUUUUCAAAGAGGAGAAGAGGGCUUUUCAAGAAAGCUCAAGAACUCUCCACUCUCUGCGAUGCCGAUAUUGCCCUCAUCGUUUUCUCCGCCACCGGCAAACUCUUUGACUAUUCCAGCUCAAGCAUGAUGGAACUCAUUCAAAGGCAUAACGUGCAAUCGGAAAAGUCCAAUAAAUUACUCGGUAAUACACAGCACCUCCAUAUUCAGACUGCUAGUAGCAACCAUGCAGUGCUCAGCAAGGAACUUGCGGACCGAACUACCGAGCUAAAGCAACUUAUGGGAGAAGAGCUUCAAGAACUUGGCCUGAAUGAAUUGAUGAAGGUAGAGAAAUUAGUGGAGGCGGGAUUAAGCCGUGUCGGGAAAAUUAAGAACGACAAGCUUUUGAAUGACAUCAGCAAGAUGAAGACAAGGGAAUUAGAACUAAUGGAAGAAAAUGAAUGGUUGAAACAACAAGUUGAGAUGCAGAAACCUGGAUGUACGAGAAAUACAACGGAACAAGGAAAUUCGGCGGAGUCUAUCACUAUUUGUCAAAGCUUAGUCCCUUGUCUUGAGGCGGACAAAAGCUUUUCGGAUACUUCUCUCAGGCUCGGCUUACCUUCAUCCAACGGUCACUGAAGAGAGGAGAAAGGCAGUUCAUGAGAAGAAAUGGGUUUUCAUCCCCCCUUUAUUUAAUUUACUAUAUAUAUAUAUAUAAGUUAAUUCAUAGUUUUUUUUUCUCUCUCAAAAUGAAAAUAAAAAUGUGCCUUAUAAUGUGACCUUAUAACUUGUAAUUGUACUAAAUUUACGUCGUUUGUGUAUGUUAUUAUCAUCGAUUUUUGUGAGAUUUGGAAUUCAAGCGUCUCUUAGAUGCACAAUCGGUGAGAUGCAUAGGGGGGUUUUUAACAUUUGAUUUAUACGCAACGAGCAAUUCUUCCCGUGUGAUGCACGAGGAUAACAUUGCAAAAUGGAAGAUUUUUUUUUUUAU
This is a messenger RNA of Erythranthe guttata (spotted monkey flower), 1160 nucleotides long. RefSeq names its product MADS-box protein SVP. Gene Ontology annotation, molecular function: DNA-binding transcription factor activity; RNA polymerase II transcription regulatory region sequence-specific DNA binding; protein dimerization activity. Lineage: Eukaryota; Viridiplantae; Streptophyta; Magnoliopsida; Lamiales; Phrymaceae. The record is from RefSeq and is a predicted model, not a curated record. Gene Ontology annotation, biological process: positive regulation of transcription by RNA polymerase II. Gene Ontology annotation, cellular component: nucleus.